GCACAUUUAUACCGACUUUUUGCCGAACGUGGCAACGGUGUUCAACGGCAAGUGGUGGAUGCGUACACAGAAUUUACAAACAUCUGGUGUUUGUUGUUGUGCACAGUGAAUUUGUUGCGAGUAUUCAAAAGUGUUUUCAGAUUGUUUUAGCGGCAAUUAUAGCAUUGUUAUCAUUGAUAGACAAUUUUCAAGGCCAAUGGGACGUCGGAAGUGCAUUCUUUGUGGAGUUAGCAGUGAAAAAACUGAGGCAACCUUCCACAGGUUUCCUAGUGAUAAGAAAAAACAAGAAGAAUGGUGCACUAUCCUCAAUAUUGACAUAAAUGAUCUACCACUUCAUGCCUUUAUUUGCGCAAAUCAUUUUCACAAAAGUGAUUUAAUAGAAGGCAAAAGAACUCGACUAAAGCAUUCAGCAGUUCCAUCAGUAGAGCCUUUUAGGCAAACAGAUGAUUCCAGUGAUGAGGAGAAUGAAAUCAAUCUUGCCCAGGAAAUUGCCCUAAGCCAUUCAAAUAGUAAACAACUGGAAAGCAGGGAUCUACCUAGGUAUGAAAUUUGUUUUUCAGAUGUUUUACAUCCAUAUCUGGAUCAGCAUAUAUCUAUACAAGAACUUUUUGACGCGCUAAAUGGCUAAAAUGGCUAUCAGAGUCUACAGAGUACGCUAAAUCCCCAAGUAUACCGUUAUGUAUAAAACGAUUUAUAAUCCAACUUAAGCUCCACAAUAAAUGUAGUCUCAAGAUCUUCCUAAACAAUAUUUCAUACAGGGUUGACCAAACAGACUAUUGUACAAUAUGUAAUACUCGAAAGACCGAAUCUUUAGGACAUCUCCUCCUAGAAUGUCCAUUAUACAAUCCAUUGAGAGAGCAUAUUCUGUCA
Acanthoscelides obtectus is the source of this 870-nucleotide messenger RNA. Lineage: Eukaryota; Metazoa; Arthropoda; Insecta; Coleoptera; Chrysomelidae. The record is from the annotation of a GenBank genome assembly.